AUGGAGAUCUUUAGUAAUCCACAUUAUUAUCCAUCUCCAUCAUCAGAUGUAAUUUUAUAUGGUGACCAACCUGUAACUAGAUCCAGACGAUCUGUAUUUCAAGCAGAUAUUUAUGCUUUGAUAGUUUAUUUGACAUCUCCAGUUGAUCCUGUAUCAUAUUCUAUUUUUAAUGAUUUUUUUCUGGUUUAUAGGGAAUUUAUUUCAUCAAUGGAACUUUAUGAUAUACUGAUUAACCGGUUUAAUUGGUGUAUUUUGGAGAUUAAGAUUGAGGAUAAUGAUAAAUCUAGGAUUGGCAAAAUUGCUUUAAUACGAACUUUUGUUCUCAUUAGACAUGGGAUAAUGAAUCAUUUUGUACAGGAUUUUUUACCUAAUAUUGAAUUACGGCUUUUACUCCUCGAAUUUCUUAAUAAAUCCUAUUUAAAUGAGCAUAAAAUCAUAAAAGAUUGUAUUAUAAAUUUGAAAAAAAUAUGGAUUCACUGCAUGAAAUUGACAUGGGAUAAUGUAGUGCUUAAUGAACCUGUUAAUAUACCCUCUGAAAAUAACAGUUAUAAUAAUACUAAUAGCACUGCAAAUAAUUAUGGAAAGCUGAACGAUCUAUGGUUAGAGUUCAUAAUUAAAGAUAUAUCUCAAUUGAAUAAAGAAAUAAAAAGGAAUAGUCGACUGAGCAUCUCUGCUUUACAAGGACUUUCAAGUCCUGAUUAUAGAAAUCGAAGUGUGAUGUCAUUGUACAAAAGUAAUGAAAACUUUCAACUAAAGAUUUCUUCGGAAUAUGAAAAUAAUAAGAAAUCAUCAAGACAUACCCCUUCAAUGCUAUUAAAUCCUUACAAUAGUUUUAAUUAUGCCGCAAAAGUAUCACCAAAUCGCAUUCCAAAAUAUCAACACAAAAAUAAUGAUAAUAAUAAUGAUAAUAAUAAUAAUAUAAAUGCUACGACUGUCACUCCAAUAUCAAAAAAUGAUGACUUUAUAGAAAGACCUGCUAAAAGAAAAGUCAGUAUUAUAUCAAAACUUCCGUCCAAUAUGUCGCCAACUAUAGCAGACUUGGAAUAUCCAAGAAAUUCAAAAAUUGACAAAAUCAUACCCCCUACACCAGCCAAAAAGAUUGAACUUAUUUUGAAUACUAAAUAUAUUCCGGAAGAAGAAAUUGUAUCCACCAUGGAAGCAACGGACUCUGGUACUAAUCAUGAGGAAAUAUCAGUACACACUAAUUCGAGAUCUUCUUAUAAUCAUACCGUCAUGGGACCUUUAGGGUUGUUAAAUAAAUGGAAAAAGAAUCAUUUGAGAAGUAAAAAACAUGAAAUUACAUCUCCAUAUAAAAAGAAUUUCAACCAAAAAGAUAAUUUACAAAUAGGAAAUAUUGUUAAGCCACAGAUGGACACUUUUAUUAAAUAUGUGAUAUCCAUUAGUUCUCUUGAAAACCAUGAUCAAAAUCCUAAUGAAAUAAUGAAUUUAGGUGUCUCGAAAUUUGAUAUACUCAGCGCCAGAACUAUUGAUGAAGUGGAGUUUCUCCUUCAUAUGGAAAAUGAAUUGUUGGAAAAGAUUAAUAAAUUUAAUAGUGGUGAGUUGUCCGGAACAGAAACAGUAGAGACAGUAGAGAAUGAGUAUGAAGAUAAUUUAAAUGAUAUUGAAGAUCUAAAGCUUCCAGUGAAUAAUUUUAGUGCCAUGGAUAACUUGGAUAUGUACCAAACAGUAAGCUCCAUAGCACAGUCAGUAAUUUCUCUGUCUAACACGUUAAAUGCAUCAAAUAAUAGUAAUGGUGAUACAAUUGAAACAGCACCUUUUGGUUCAAGAAGGAAAGUUAAAAGUUCUAUAGCAGCAUUUUUUGGACAGCAAAAUAAUUCAUCGAGAUUUAUACUACAAAAUCAAGGUUUUAAUGAUGUAAAUUUAGAGACUUCACCCCUAUACAUUGAUGGACCCCAAAGACUUAUAUUUCAUACUUCUUCACAGGAUCUUUCAGGCAGGCCUGAUUCUAGUAAUUCUAAUAUUGUUAAUUUAACACCAACAAAAAUUUCGAGAUCACCUUGUCGUAAUAGAAGUUCUUCUCCUUUAAAAAAGUUGUUAGAGGAUCUUGAAGAGGCAGAAAGUAAAGAAAGUAGUGUUGAAAAUGUUCAAUCUCCUAAUAAACUAAUUAACAAAGGAAACAAUGGCAUAAACAACGUUGAAUAUGUCAUAUAUGAUUCUGAUUUAUCAAUAUCUAAAAAUGAUAUUAAUGAUCACUAUAUGGAUAGCCAAUCAGACUGUAGCAGUGGUCCUAAUUUAAGGAAGAAAAAUUCAUUCAACAAUUUGAGAGAGUUCACACUUGAAGAGAAUGCCAAGAACAGGGACCCAUCAACAAACAGUAAACCUGUGCUCAAUUUUUCACAACCAAUCAAUGAUAGUUUAGAUGUAAUAGCUGGUUUGUAUGGUACGAGUAAUAUAAAUGACAGUAGUUCUCUGUCAGUAGUUUCUGAUGUACAACAAGCAAAAGAUGAAGAAGGCAAUAUAUUAGUUGCUGAUGAGGAGCAUCAAUCUUCUUCUAUUGAGAAUAAUAGAAAUUCUGUUACUGUUGCAGCUAUUAGACCUGCUAGUGGUAGAAUUAGUUUAAUAAAGAAAAAUAUUGAACAAACAAAUAGGCGCAAGACACCAAUAACUACUAUGCCCACUAUUAAGAUUAAUAUUAGACAAACUGAUUUUUUUCAGAAGGAUAAGAUGCUGCAGGAAAGUGAGGAUCAGUUAAAGACUUUGAAAAAAGAUGUAACUCAAAGGGAUUCGGAGACCCCAAGUAUUGCUACUACUGCACUAUUUACUUCAAGGCAUAAUAGUCCUUGUAAGAAAGGGCAGGCUGAGGAAUAUAUGAAGGAAUCAGUACAUUCAAGAAUACGCCUUUCAGUACAACCAAGUAUUCAGUCUAUUAUUAGUGAUGGGACGUUUUCUAGUUACUCGAUAUUUGAAAGCAAGCCAAGUGAAAGAGUUAGUUUAAGAACCAAAUUUCAAGAAGGGUUAAAUGUUAAAGGUGGAUCAACUUUUGAGACAGCCAGCACUAACAAAUAUAUAUUUGAACCAAUGUCAGAAGGUUUAGACGAUGUAUCUCCGUUAAAAAAUAUGGAAGAAUUGAAGAGUAAAUUUUUAAAGAAGGAGAGUACAAAAUUGCCAAAUAAUAUGGAAGUAAAGCAGCCCUCUGGUGCACAUACAUCACCUCACGCAUAUAUUAGUCAAGCAAUAAAUGAAGAAGCAUUAAAAAAUAUUGCAGACAUAACAGAUGAUACCAUUCAAGAUAAUCCACUAGAAGUAGCAAUGAUGAAAUUAGAAGGUACUUACGCAAAGGUAAGAGACAGGUUAGUUACUACAGAAAGUUAUCCAGAAAUAUCGAAACUACCAAAAGAAGUUGAAAUGUUAAAUAUAUCGCCUGCUGUUAAUAUUCCAAAAACCCCUCAAGAAAAAAGGAGGUCUUUAUUAAUUCAACGUAGAAGACAAACAGUGAUGAAUAUUCCAUACACUCCAUCUUUCGUUAAAAAAGAUGGAUCACUUGAAUCUCCAGUACAAGAUAUGGAAUUAAUAAAACCUGAAGCUAUUCAAAACUUAUUAGCAGGAUAUAAAAUACACGAUCCAAACUUGUUAAUAUCUAAUAAUGAAAAUCAUAUCCCUUUUAUCUUGACCUAUGAUUCUCUUUCUAUUGCACGUCAAAUGACUCUCAUAGAAAAGGAACUUUUAUGUGAAAUUGAUUGGGAGGAUUUAUUAAAUUUAAAUAUACAAUAUAAUGGACCAUCUGUAACCAGUUGGCUUCAGUUAUUGGUUCAGAAUGAAAAUCUUUCAGGAGUGGAUUUGGCCAUUGCCAGGUUCAAUUUAACUGUAGAUUGGAUAGUUUCAGAAAUUGCAAUUACUAAAGAUAUUAAAUUAAAACGUAAUACUAUACAAAGAUUUAUUCAUGUAGCAGAACACUGUCGUAAGUUUCAAAACUACAAUACAUUAAUGCAAAUCGUAUUAGCUUUAAAUUCGGUGGUGGUGCAGCAAUUUAUUGAAGCUUGGAGGCUAAUUGAACCGGGCGACUUGUUGGUAUGGGAAGAGUUAAAGAAGAUACCUUCAUUGGAUAGAAAUUAUUUGGCAAUAAGAAAAUUAUUGAAUAAUGUUGAACCACUAAAAGGUUGCAUUCCAUUUAUUGUCGUUUAUUUAUCAGAUUUAUCAUUGAAUGCACAAAAAAAGACAUGGAUUGAACAGAAUAAGAUUAUUAAUUAUAAUAAAUUUGAUACUAGUGUUCAAAUUGUUAAACAUUUUAUUCAAAGGGUUCAAUGGUGCAAAAACUAUCAAAUUGAAGUUGAUCAUGAAUUAUUAAGUAAAUGUAUUUACUUGACUACACUUCCACAAGAUGAACUCCAACAACUCACAUCAUCUCACAAUUAA
Arxiozyma heterogenica is the source of this 4374-nucleotide messenger RNA. RefSeq names its product mitotic regulator LTE1 (gene LTE1). The coding region runs from base 1 to 4374 and encodes 1457 amino acids. Gene Ontology annotation, biological process: Ras protein signal transduction; positive regulation of GTPase activity. The record is from RefSeq and is a predicted model, not a curated record. NCBI's taxonomy places the organism in Eukaryota, Fungi, Ascomycota, Saccharomycetes, Saccharomycetales, Saccharomycetaceae. Gene Ontology annotation, cellular component: plasma membrane. The transcript has a single exon. Gene Ontology annotation, molecular function: guanyl-nucleotide exchange factor activity.